This is a messenger RNA of Pistacia vera, 1774 nucleotides long. Its product is annotated as inositol 1,3,4-trisphosphate 5/6-kinase 4. The transcript is spliced from 12 exons. Gene Ontology annotation, biological process: inositol trisphosphate metabolic process. The record is from RefSeq and is a predicted model, not a curated record. Bases 131 to 1651 code for a protein of 506 amino acids. NCBI's taxonomy places the organism in Eukaryota, Viridiplantae, Streptophyta, Magnoliopsida, Sapindales, Anacardiaceae. Gene Ontology annotation, molecular function: inositol-3,4,5,6-tetrakisphosphate 1-kinase activity; ATP binding; magnesium ion binding. Gene Ontology annotation, cellular component: cytoplasm.
UAAGGCUGAGAAUGUGAUGCUCCAGUGGCCAUAUCUCGCCUUUCUCUCACUGUAAAGCCAGCAAAGCGACGCCGUCGUUUCAGUUGCGUUUAGUCGAAGCCAAACACGGAGACAGAGAAGGCACAAGAAUAUGAGUUCAGUCAAAGUAGUAAUCUUCGACGAAUCCGUGCUGCUACUCUCCGCUGCUCAAAAUGCAAACGACUCGGCGUUUCGGCUGCGAUCGGGAGCCUACUCUUUGCUUCGUAAGCUCCGUCAAUCGAAAAUCCGUACGGGAGUUUCGUAUGGUCUCGGCCUUUCGUCUGAUAAGGUGAUUGCAUUGAAGAGGAUUGCUACGGAAUACUUGUGUGAUUGCUUUCUUUUGGAUGCAUCUAUAGAUUGUGUUGUAAAUGAGAUAAAUGAAGCGUGGGGUGACAAUGGAGGAAGUAUUUUGUAUGUUGUUUCUGAAAAUAAGGAUGCUGUUCAUAAACUUAGUUCCCAUUGGCUGAUUAUUGUUUUGGGUGUCAAAAGUGAAAGUGUGUCUGAUAAUUUGAGCAUUCUUUAUAUUAACAAGCUAGAAGAGUUGCCUAUGACCAUUUGCAAGUUGAACAAAAAGGCAGCUGGCAAAAAUGCUGUGAUAGUUGGUUAUGUCAUGAAGCCUGCACGUGAAGAAGAUUUUGCCAAGAGGGGUGCAUUUCCUAUGAAUCCUACUCCAAAUGGCUUGAUAUUUGUGCCUCUGACAUUUGAUACUCCUCUAUCAUCUCAAUUACAAGUAGUUGAUGUGGUUCUCCAUAAAGCAACAGAUGAAAUCAUGUCCGUCGAAUUGGGAAGCAAUUCAGAAUCUUCCAACAGAGUCACAUACACCUCAGGCAUGCAGGAGCUGCAAAGGUUUUUGGAGCAUCACUCUAAUUUCUUUGCAAUUGACCCCCUUGAUAAUAUAUACCCAGUAUUGGAUCGGCUGAAAAUCCAGCUGGUUCUGCUUGGACUGCAAGAUAUCAAUGCAGAAGGCUGCCUUACAAUCAGGGGGGCCCAUUUUCUUAAGGUCAAUGAUUUUAAUGAAUCUGAUUUGGCACAAAGACUACCAGAAGCUAAAUUAUCUUUUCCAUGUAUAGUGAAACCUCAAGUUGCCUGUGGUGUGGCUGAUGCUCAUAGUAUGGCAAUUGUCUUUGAAAUAGAAGAUUUUAAGCAUUUGAGUGUUCCUCUUCCUGCUGUUGUUCAGGAAUAUAUAAACCACUCAUCCACCCUGUUCAAGUUUUAUGUCUUGGGUGAUACUGUUUUCCACGCAGUUAAGAAGUCAAUACCAAAUUCCAAUACUUUGAGGAAAUCAUAUGCAAGAAACGGCUCAAAACCUAUAUUGUUUGAUAGCUUAAAGUCUCUACCUACUGACACUGAAAGUCAGCAUCCAGGAGAUGCAGUUUCCUGUAAGGUCGAUCUCGAUCUCGAGCUUGUCAUAGAUGCUGCAAAAUGGCUUGCAAGAACACUUGAUCUUACAAUAUUUGGCUUUGAUGUUGUUGUUCAAGAAGGCACUCGUGACCACGUCAUCGUGGAUGUAAACUACCUCCCAUCAUUCAAAGAAGUACACAAUGAUAUCGCCAUACCGGCCUUCUGGGACGCCAUCAAAAUGAAGUAUGAAUCUAAGAAGAUGAAAGCAGCAACUCCAGCUUCCUCAUCUUGAGCCUUCUUGGCAAUACGAUGGUCAGUGUAGCUAAUGUAAAAUUUCUUGCAAAGUACCCCAAUGUGCCGUAAAAGCUCUGAAUCUUUUAGUUCUGAAUAAUAAUUUUUUUAUCAGCCGAGGGUA